AACAUGUUCUACCUUUCCAACAGUGAAAGAGUUUCUGGAGCUUCGACUCCAUUUUCAAAUUGUGGCUGAACAAACAGAAAACUUUUUUUGUUUUGUUUUUUAAAAAACGAGAUUAAUUCCAAGGGAACAAGGACUUUUGGUGAAAAGUGAAAGAUUUUUCUAUUUUAAUGUCAGGUAUGGAGAAUGGCGGGGGGGAGGAGGAGUGAAACUGUUCUGUGAACUCUGAACAUUGCAGCAGAAGAGAUCAGACCUGGUUGUACACAGCUGUCUUUCCAUGAAGAAUAACUUUUCUUUAUGAAUGGUGAAAGAUGGAUCAGUGUAAUCCUGACCAAUCUGAUGGAUUUCCACAAUUAAAAAAGAGCAGUGUGCCCAAGAUGAAGAGAUCAGACUCACCAGGGCCCAGCUGUGUCUCUAUGAAGAGUGACAAGUCUAUGGCUUUACCACUAAAGUUUAAAGAUGGAGAAUCCACAGCUGGAUACAGUGAAACUCAGAUGAAGAGAUCAGACUCACCAGGGCCCAGCUGUGUGUCUAUGAAGAGUGAUUUCUCAAUGAAGUUCCCACUAAAUUUUAAAGAUGGAGAAUCCACAGCUGGAUACAGUGUCCCACAACAAGCAAGAAGCAAAACUGAGCAGAAGAUCAUAAUCACAGAUACAAGGUGCAAGUCUCUAACUACUGAACCUCAUCUUCAGGAGAGAUGCAAAUUAAAUCUGAUAAAGAAGUUUCAGCAUGUAAAUGACGUGAUAAAAAACCAGGGAAACCCAACACUUCUCAAUGAGAUCUACACAGAGCUCUACAUCACAGAAGGAGACAGUGGAAAAGUCAAUAAUGAACAUGAGGUGAGACAGAUCGAGGCAGCAUCCAGGAAAGCAGCAACAGAGGAAACACCCAUCAAAUGCAAUGACAUCUUUAAGCCCUUAUCUGAAGAAGACAAACCCAUCAGGAGCGUUCUGACAAAGGGAGUCGCUGGCAUUGGAAAAACCGUCUCUGUGCAGAAAUUCAUUCUAGACUGGGCUGAAGGGAAAACAAACCAGGAUGUUCAUCUCAUAUUUCCACUUCCUUUCAGAGAGCUCAAUUUGAUGAAGGAUCAAAACUUGAGUCUGAUGGAGCUCCUUCAUUUUGUUUUUAAGGAGAUAAAAGAAAUGAACAUCUUCAAUCUGCACAAAGUUCUGUUCAUUUUUGAUGGUUUGGAUGAGUGUCAUUUUCCUCUGGAUUUCCAGAACACAGUGAGAGUGUGUGACGUAACUGAAUCAUCAUCAGUGCAUGUGCUGCUGAUAAACCUGAUCAAAGGGAAUCUGCUUCCCUCUGCUCUCAUCUGGAUCACCUCCCGACCAGCAGCAGCUGAUCAAAUCCCCUCUGAGUGUGUCCAUCGAGUCACAGAGGUACGAGGGUUCAAUGACCCACAGAAGGAAGAAUAUUUCAGGAAGAGGAUCAGUGAUCAGAGCCUGAGCAACAGAAUCAUCACACACCUGAAGUCAUUAAGAAGCCUCUACAUCAUGUGUCACAUCCCAGUCUUCUGCUGGAUUUCAGCCACUGUUCUAGAGAAAUUGUUGGGUGAAGCAGAGAGUGGAGAGAUCCCCAAGACUCUGACUCAAAUGUACACCCACUUCCUCCUCAUUCAGACAAACAUCGUAAAGAAAAAGUACACAAAGAGCAGAGAGGCAGAUAAAGAAAUGAUUCUGAAACUGGGUAAACUGGCUUUUCAGCAGCUGAUGAAAGGGAACCUGAUCUUCUAUGAGGAAGACUUGAUGGAGUGUGGCAUUGACACGAUGGAAGCAUCAGUGUAUUCAGGUGUGUGUACACAGAUCUUCAGAGAGGAGUGUGGGCUUCACCAGAGUAAAGUGUACUGCUUUGUUCAUCUGAGCAUUCAGGAACACCUUGCAGCUCUCUGUGUGCACCUGGUUUUUAUGAAGGGAAAGAGAAAUGUUCUUCAGCAGAGUCUGUUUUCUCAAAUGUCAACACUGCUCAGAGAAAUUACAAUCACGGAUGUCCACAAGAGUGCUGUAGACCAGGCUUUACAGAGUAAAAAUGGGCAUCUGGAUCUUUUCCUUCGCUUUCUUCUCGGCCUCUCAGUGGAGUCCAAUCAGAUCCUCUUACAGUCCAUAGUGACACAGACAGGUUCCCACAGUAACCAGGAAACAGUUCAUUACAUCAAAAAGAAGAUCAGAGCGAAUCCCUCAACAGAGAAAUCCAUCAAUCUGUUUCACUGUCUGAAUGAACUGGAGGAUCAUUCUCUUGUUGAGGAAAUCCAACAGUACCUGCAAUCUGGAAAUUUAGAAGAAAUCAAUCUUUCUUCUUCUCAGUGGUCAGCUGUGGUGUUUGUGUUACUGACAUCUAUGCAGGAAGAGGAUGGAUUUGUUCUUCAGAAAUAUACCAAAGGUCAGAGUAAAUCAAAUGAGGUUCUUCUGAAGCUCCUGCCUGUGGUUGCAGCAUCCAGAAAAGCUCAGUUGAAAAAUUGCAGUGUAAAUGAGAAAGGGUGUGCAGCUUUGGCUUCAUUGUUCAGCUCUGAAUCCUCCAAUCUGAAAGAACUGGAUCUGUCUUGGAAUAAACUCAAAGACUCAGGAGUGAAGCAUCUCUCUGCUGGACUGGAGAAUCCUCACUGCAAACUGGAGACACUGGGGUUCCGUUAUUGUGAAAUCUCAGAUGAAGGCUGUGCUGCUCUGACUUCAGCUCUGAGAUCAAACCCCUCACACCUGAGAAAACUGGAGCUGUCAUGGAAUAAACUCAGAGCCUCAGGAGUGAAGCGUCUCUCUGCUGUACUGGAGAAUCCUCACUGUAAACUGGAAACACUGGGGUUGAGUGAUUGUGAAAUCUCAGAUGAAGACUGUGCUGCUCUGACUUCAGCUCUGAGAUCAAACCCCUCACACCUGAGAAAACUGGAUCUGUCUCAGAAUAAACUCAGAGCCUCAGGAGUGAAGCGUCUCUCUGCUGUACUGGAGAAUCCUCACUGUAAACUGGAGACACUGGGGUUGCGUUAUUGUGGAAUCUCAGAUGAAGGCUGUGCUGCUCUGACUUCAGCUCUGAGAUCAAACCCCUCACACCUGAGAGAACUGGAUCUGUCUGGGAAUAAACUCAGAGACUCAGGAGUGAAGCGUCUCUCUGCUGUACUGGAGAAUCCUCACUGUAAACUGGAGACACUGGGAUUCUGUUAUUGUGAAAUCUCAGGUAAAGGCUGUGCGACUCUGACUUCAGCUCUGAGAUCAAACCCCUCACACCUGAGAGAACUGGAUCUGUCUGGGAAUAAACUCAGAGACUCAGGAGUGAAGCGUCUCUUUGCUGGACUGGAGAAUCCUCACUGUAAACUGGAGACACUGGGGUUGUGUAAUUGUGAAAUCUCAGAUGAAGGCUGUGCUGCUCUGACUUCAGCUCUGAGAUCAAACCCCUCACACCUGAGAGAACUGGAUCUGUCUGUGAAUAAACUCAGAGACUCAGGAGUGAAGCGUCUCUCUGCUGUACUGGAGAAUCCUCACUGUAAACUGGAGUCACUGGGGUUGUGUAAUUGUGAAAUCUCAGGUGAAGGCUGUGCUGCUCUGACUUCAGCUCUGAGAUCAAACCCCUCACACCUGAGAGAACUGCAUCUGACUGGGAAUAAACUCAGAGACUCAGGAGUGAAGCGUCUCUCUGCUGUACUGGAGAAUCCUCACUGUAAACUGGAGACACUGGGCAAACCUUGUGAUCCCAGGGGUCAUUUUGACGACAUUUGCAUCAGCUGUCCUGCCAUAUACAUCAGAAGGUACUGAGCUCCAACAGAUGUUGCCACUUUUGGAUCUGAAUGUUUCAGCAGGAGCAGCUUCAGCACCGGUAACCUCCUCCAGAUGUGUCUGUGUCUUCCGGUUGGUACGCCACAUCAUCUUCCUCCUCAGAGACCUGCUCAUCUCCAUCGCUAUACUGCUCUGUGUCCUCUGCCUCAUUAUCAGCAAAGAUAUGGUCCAGAGCUUGGCUUACAUUCAGUCCUCUUCUCAUUGUUGCAUGCUGUAAAUUGGAGAUGUGUACUCUGCAAGUCACCAACUCUAAACUCAAUUGGCCUUACAUGCCUGGACAUGUCUGUCUUUGUUUGUUCUGUCAAACAGGCAAAGAGAAAAGCCCCUGACUGAAGCUCAAGUGGUUGGAGGAAGAGCUGGCUGUAGGCUGUUGGCUGAUUGUGUGUUUAUGAUUUCAGUUUUGGCAUUUAUUAUUGUUUUAUAAUCUUAUAUUUUAACUGGGUCGAAAUUGACCCUAACAACACAAAGGUCACAAUUUUCACCAGAGCAUUUUAUAAUUUAGUAAAAAAAAUUUUUGGAUUUUAUUUUGUUUAAAUAGAAGUUCCUGACAAAGUCAAAAAGUCUUGAUGCAAUAAACAAAUUUAUGUAGUACUUUUAUGCAUGCUAAACCGAAAAACGGGUCGGUGCCAACCCGAACACUAGAGGAAGGUUAAGUUGAUCACCCAUAAUGUUUGAAGUGUGUUCCUGGUACAACUGAUUUGCAUGCAGUUGUAAUGGAGUUAAUAAAUAGUUAUUUGAAUUUUAUAUUAAAUCCUGCAUAAAUGGGCUGAGACUUUUAUUUUGUAGUUUUUCUGUACAGUUUUGCAUUAUGGGCAUUUUGCAGCGGGAAGUUUUCUACUGCUGCAGGUAGGUUGGGAUAUCAUAGGUCUGAGAUAAAAGUCAUAUUUGCACUGUAUUGCAUUAGUCAGCCAUUUGCCCAAUUAAGUAUAAUGUAAAAGGUCACCUAUAAAUCGCAUUUGUGUGAUCUUUUUCACUGUUGUUUUUAUGUAGUUUUGUAUUCUCGUUUGACCUUGAAACACAUUUGUAUUGAAAAGUGCAUCUGGUAAUAUGACAUUUAUUUUGUUUCGGGGCGGCACGGUGGUGUAGUGGUUAGCGCUGUCGCCUCACAGCAAGAAGGUCCUGGGUUCGAACCCCGGGUCCGGCGAGGGCCUUUCUGUGUGGAGUUUGCAUGUUCUCCCCGUGUCCGUGUGGGUUUCCUCCGGGUGCUCCGGUUUCCCCCACAGUCCAAAGACAUGCAUGUUAGGUUAACUGGUGACUCUAAAUUGACCGUGAGUGUGAAUGGUUGUCUGUGUCUAUGUGUCAGCCCUGUGAUGACCUGGUGACUUGUCCAGGGUGUACCCUGCCUUUCACCCGUAGUCAGCUGGGAUAGGCUCCAGCUUGCCUGCGACCCUGUAGAAGGAUAAAGCGGCUAGAGAUAAUGAGAUGAGAUGAGAUUUUGUUUCGGCGGACACCACAUGUAUUCCCACCCUCAAUGCGUUAUUUUACCAACCCAUGUGCAGGUCACCAAUCAGAUUUAUCGUUUAAGUUGUUUGUUUUAUGAACGUUCUAAGUUUACCUCGUGGCUUCGCUAGCAUCCGCGAUCGAGAAUGUGACUAGCCUGGAAUGUCUCAACUGCAUUCUAGCUGCAGUACCAGUAGUGGCCACAAGAGUGUACCUUUAGCUUUGUAUGAGCGCUGUUUGCACGUUUUGACAUUGAGAAUGGAUGAAGCAAUGCUUUUCUUGUACAGUGUAUGU
Neoarius graeffei (lesser salmon catfish) is the source of this 5492-nucleotide messenger RNA. RefSeq names its product NACHT, LRR and PYD domains-containing protein 12-like. The coding region runs from base 309 to 3737 and encodes 1142 amino acids. The record is from RefSeq and is a predicted model, not a curated record. Lineage: Eukaryota; Metazoa; Chordata; Actinopteri; Siluriformes; Ariidae. The transcript is spliced from 13 exons. Gene Ontology annotation, molecular function: protein binding.